AUGAGGCGUCUUAGCACCGGCGAGCACGCCCCUGUUUGGGAAGAGGAAGAUCAGGACAUGCAUGAUAGCGGCUGCGACACUGCUGAUAAGCCCCGAUCACUUCUGACCGAGGGGCUACGGAAGGAAAAAGAGAAGCCCAUCACCACUAAGCUUGGACCUACUCUUCAAAAUGGCCAGACCAGGAAACGGAAGCGAGUCACCUUUGCUGACGCCGCACCCGCUCCGGCCAUGAUUGCCCAAAAUCACACGAUGUCCAUUAUUGACAAGCUCGCCGAGGCGGAACCCAAAAAGAGACCGGGGCAGAACCCAUUCACUGCCGUCGUUCCGGUCUAUGCCGUGGCCAUUGGCACUACGGGCAACUCCGACCCGAGGAAGCCCAUGUUGAACAGCGAGGUUGGCAUCAACGAACCUUCGGGUUCACAAAAUCGCAUGCUGUCCGACUUGAUCAGGACCCUCGACCGCAAGAAUGAGUUGGACGCCGCAACAUCUCUGCGAGACGUGCAGAAGAAUCAGAUGAAGAGAAAACGGGGCUCGGCUUCGGCUUCUACGGAGCCCGAGGUGAAGAAGACGAAAUACACUCCUACCGAUGAUUCGGACGAGGAAUCCCACAGCAAAUGGCCCAAAAUUCCCGGCCACAUCUGGAAGGCCACCACCGCAUUCCUCGCCAACACCGUCGACCACCUGCCAUUCUACACUUCCCCCAAGGAAAAACAGUGGCAGGAAGCAACGCUCAUGUGGCAGAGGAGUCAAUCAAGAAACGCAUGA
Molecule: messenger RNA, 765 nt
Organism: Neurospora tetraspora
Lineage: Eukaryota; Fungi; Ascomycota; Sordariomycetes; Sordariales; Sordariaceae
Exons: 2
Coding region: 1-765 (254 amino acids)
Source: RefSeq, a predicted model, not a curated record